GGCCCUCCUCUCUCUCUCUCUUCUGGCCUUUACCGGAAUAAAAAUAAAGAAAAAGCCAAUUAAAACCUUUGCUCAUGUUUUUUUUCUCAUUUAUGGUUUAAAUAAAUACUGGGGUUUUGCACUAAGUUGAGAAUAACAUAACAACUUGGUCAUUUUUCCCUUUCUUGGUCUGAAUCUUGGGUAUCUCUGGGUUUAAGCUAAGGUUUUGAGUCUGCUUAGCGAAGAGAAAAGAAAAAGAUAAAAAAGAAAAGAAAAGAAAGCAUAUAGAAUAUCUAUUUACACAGAUCCCUAUGGGCUAUGGAGUGCAGGGGUGCUAUCCAACAUUGCUUGCUGAAACUCAUUCUCUUUGUUUAGUUUAAAGGGUCCAGUUUUUGUUCUCUUUUUAAGACUGAGAAAGAAAGAAAGAAAGAAAGAAAGAAAGAAAAGACAAGAGAAGAAUGAGAAACUACAAGAAAGAGAGUUUUGGGCUUUUUUUCACCUAGAUUCAAGUGAAGACUUUCCUUGUUUUCAUCUUUAUUUGUGUGGAGAACAAAUAUUUUCUUUGGGUUCAUGAGUUCUCGCUGCAGCUAUACUACAAAAAAGAAAAGUCUUGCCAAGUUCUUGAAAUUUUAAAGAAAAGAAAAGCCUUUACAACUUACAAGAAACCUCAACAACUGAAUGAAGAUGAAGUCUAUGAAUGAUGAUAGCAGCAGCAGCAGCAAUAAUAAUAAUAAUAAUCAUAAUAGUGCGGCUAAUAGUAACUGGUUGGGUUUUUCCCUCUCACCCCACAUGAAAAUGGAGGUUACUAAUCCUUCUGAACCUCAACAUCAUCAGUUCAAUCAUCAAACUCAAAGUUUCUAUCUUUCAUCUUCUCCUAUGAAUGUGUCAACAACUUCUGCUCUUUGUUAUGAAAAUAAUCCCUUCCAUUCUUCCUUAUCUGUCAUGCCUUUAAAAUCUGAUGGCUCUCUUUGCAUCAUGGAAGCUCUCUCAAGAUCUCAUGCAGAUGCUAUGGGGCAAAGUUCUUCACCUAAGCUUGAGGACUUUUUAGGUGGUGCAACUAUGGGAACAAGUCAAUAUGGAAGUCAUGAAAGGGAGGCUAUGGCUCUAAGCUUAGACAGCUUGUAUUAUCAUCAAAAUGAAGAAGAGAUUCAAGUUCAUAGUCACCAUCCUUACUAUUCUCCCAUGCAUUGUCAUGGCAUGUACCAAGAAUCACUUUUAGAAGAAACUAAACCAACUCAAAUUUCAAACUGUGAUGCCCAAAUGACCGGAAAUGAGCUAAAAAGUUGGGGCCACUAUGCUGAGCACCAACAUGCUAUUGACCAACACAUAAAUGCCACUUGUAGCAUGGUUGCUGCUGCAGCUGGUGGUGGUACAGUUGGUUGUAAUAAUGAUUUGCAGUCUUUAAGCUUGUCAAUGAAUCCUGGUAAUCAGUCUAGCUGUGUUACUCCAAGACAAAUUUCUCCUACUGGGCUGGAAUGUGUAGCCAUUGAAUCAAAGAAAAGGGGUUCUGGAAAAGUUGCUCAAAAACAACCUGUACACAGGAAAUCCAUUGACACAUUUGGUCAAAGAACUUCUCAGUAUAGAGGUGUCACUAGACAUAGGUGGACAGGUAGGUAUGAGGCACAUUUGUGGGAUAAUAGUUGCAAGAAGGAAGGGCAGACUAGGAAAGGAAGACAAGUUUAUCUUGGGGGCUAUGAUAUGGAAGAAAAAGCUGCCAGAGCAUAUGAUCUAGCUGCACUGAAAUACUGGGGUCCUUCAACUCACAUUAAUUUUCCAUUAGAAAAUUAUCAGAAAGAGCUUGAGGACAUGAAGAAUAUGACCCGGCAAGAAUAUGUUGCACACUUGAGAAGGAAAAGCAGUGGAUUCUCAAGGGGUGCUUCAAUUUACAGAGGAGUGACAAGGCACCAUCAGCAUGGAAGAUGGCAGGCUAGAAUUGGAAGAGUUGCAGGGAACAAAGAUCUUUAUCUUGGCACUUUUAGCACACAAGAAGAAGCUGCAGAAGCUUAUGAUGUUGCUGCAAUCAAAUUCAGGGGUGUAAAUGCUGUCACAAACUUUGACAUAUCUCGAUACGACGUCGAAAAAAUCAUGGCUAGUAAUACUCUACCUGCUGGUGAACUAGCUAGGAGAACCAAAGAAAGAGAGCCAAUAGAGUCCCUUGAGUACAAAAAUGAGGAAUGUGUUCAAAAUGACAACAAUGGGAAUAUCACAGAUUGGAAAAUGGUGUUAUACCAAACAUCCAAUCCUUCUUUAGGAUUACUAACCGAUAAAUCGACGAACAUGGGAUCAAAUAAUUAUCGGAACCCCACAUUCUCAAUGGCAUUACAAGAUUUGAUUGGCAUCGAUUCGAUGAAUUCAAGCAACCAUGCCACCAUUCUUGAUGAACAGAACAGGAUUGGUAACCACUUUUCAAAUGCUUCAUCUUUGGUAACAAGUCUUGGCAGUUCAAGAGAAGCAAGUCCUGAUAAAAGUGCUGGUUCUUUAGUCUUUGCAAAGCCUACAAAAUUCGCGGUUCCAUCGGCUAGUGUUAAUGCUUGUAUUCCCUCUGCUCAACUUAGGCCAAUUCCAGUCUCAAUGGCUCACCUACCAGUCUUUGCAGCUUUGAAUGAUGCAUGAGAAAAAAUGCAGCUAUUGCUUUUUGGUUACAUGUUGUAACUUUUUUUUUGCAUGAACAAGAAAAAGGAAACGAAAUUGGUGGUGGUUGGAAAAAAGGUGAAAGGAAAAGAAAAGAAAGGAAUAUGUCGGAUUUUAGCUAGUGUUUUUGUAUUUUCCCCCUAAUUUUGAAUGUAAGUGGGUGACUUAAGGGUACUAAUGGACAGACUAGGUGGAGGGGCCAGUUACCUGUCUGUAACUAUGUAUUGGAAACUUUUUCAAACUCAAAAAAAAAAAAAAAACUUUCCUUUUUGCA
Messenger RNA from Lycium barbarum (goji berry), 2884 nucleotides. RefSeq names its product AP2-like ethylene-responsive transcription factor ANT. NCBI's taxonomy places the organism in Eukaryota, Viridiplantae, Streptophyta, Magnoliopsida, Solanales, Solanaceae. The record is from RefSeq and is a predicted model, not a curated record. The transcript is spliced from 10 exons. The coding region runs from base 658 to 2592 and encodes 644 amino acids. Gene Ontology annotation, molecular function: DNA binding; DNA-binding transcription factor activity. Gene Ontology annotation, biological process: regulation of DNA-templated transcription.